Messenger RNA from Acanthocheilonema viteae, 924 nucleotides. The record is from the annotation of a GenBank genome assembly. Lineage: Eukaryota; Metazoa; Nematoda; Chromadorea; Rhabditida; Onchocercidae.
AUGACCGAAUUAACCAUGCUUUAUCCAUCCAUCGUUACAACACCGUCUGCAUCAACCAUACCGGUCAAUAUAUCAGCUGCAGCUGCAGCAGCAGCAGCAGCAGCAGGAAUUGCUACAACUCAUAAAUUACACAAUCAUCAACGAGAUGAUGAAUUAUUGGAUGAUGAUGAUGAUCUUGGAUCGGUAUCCUCAGAUGGCGGUCGUUCUUCAGCUACCAGUCAUGCGGUAGGUCUUAGCUCUGGUAAAAUGUCAAUUGAAUCACAUGUGAAGCGGCCGAUGAAUGCUUUCAUGGUUUGGUCCAGAGGACAACGACGAAAAAUGGCGCAAGAUAAUCCAAAAAUGCAUAAUAGCGAAAUUAGCAAACGUUUGGGUGCGGAAUGGAAGCAACUUUGUGAUGCGGAAAAAAGGCCAUUUAUAGAUGAGGCGAAACGUUUACGAGCGUUACACAUGAAAGAGCAUCCGGAUUACAAGUAUCGGCCACGACGGAAACCUAAAAGUGUAACAAAAACAAAGGAAAAAUACCGGUUCACAUUGCCAUUUACCGCUUUUCCGACAACAAAUUUGCUAAACCAACAAACAGUAUCACGGGCAACACCAUUUUAUCCAUCAAUGAAUCCUCUUGAUAUGGCAGCUAAAAUUGCCGCUGAUAGUGCGGCAUUAUCAAAAGCUGCCGAAUUCCCCUACUAUCCACCAUUUUUUCAUCCCACCGCACCGGUCAAUACAACAACAGCUGGCUUAAUGCCAGCUUAUAAUCCGUAUGAUUUGCAACGAAAUGUAUUAGCCGCAUAUGCAAUGAAAACAAAUGUUAUGGCGCAUGCAGCUGCAGCUGCAGUUGCGGUACAGUCACCUGCAACAAAUACCAGUAGUAGCAACAACGAUGCACGUUGUAACACAGCUUUAUCACAAGCUGCAUCAGCCGUAUAA